UAGGUGUGUUGGUGUCGUCUGCAGCAAGCGAUUGUUACAUCCAUUGCCUUAAACAAAUAGCCCCAAAGUCCCUGUCAUUCUGACUUCUUCUUCUCUCCAGCCGGCCCAGGCCAACAGCUAGCACUGGUCUUCUGUCAAGUCUCAGUGAUCUUGUCUCGCAAUCAUUCACGCUGCUUCAAAAAUGACUGCUUUAGUGUGCAGGACUGCACUAAAGCAGAUUCCGGCGCUCAUCAUCCCAGGCAGAAAUUUCUCAUCAAGCCAGAUGAGCUCUGGCAAGAUCUACGAGCUGCGCACGUACACGUUCAAACCGGCCCACUUCCGGGAAUAUCUGGACCUGACUAAGGAGAAAUUGCACCUGCGGACUGCUCUCUCCAAACUGUAUGGCUUUUGGGUCACGGAGCUUGGAGGAAUCAAUGAAGUCAAUCACAUCUGGGAGUUUGAUAGCUUUGGCCACCGCACUGGAGUCCGGCAGAAGCUCGCUGCGGACCAGACAUGGAACGAGUCGUACUUUAGCAAGAUCACACCUCUCCUUGUGAAGCAGGAAAACACCGUCCUCUUGGCAUCUUCAUUGAAACAAGUGGAAGAUUCCCCUGUCGCAGAGGGAGGUGUGUAUGAGCUUUGCCAGUCUGAAGCCAAACCGGGCAGUGAGGAUCUCCUGAUGCAAGCGAUCUCCAAGCGGGCGGAGUUUGUCGUGACAACCGGGGGUGGCAAACUGAUGGGGCUUUUCUCCACCGAUGUUGGCCACAAUAACAGAAUUUAUCAUCUAUGGAGUUAUGAGAGCAUGGACAGAAGACGCGAAACAAACAUUGCUCUGAUGGAGUCUGCCAAAGAUUAUACCAAAGAGCUGAAUGAUCACGUGAUCAGCACUUCAAACAAGCUGAUGAUUCCGUUUCCAGUCUCUCCUCCGUUUCCAGUCUCUCCUCUGAAGUAGAAUUGGUGUCAGUGCAUUCCUCCUGGGAAAUCCCGUCAAGCAGUCCUAGGUUUCAUUCGGAAAAAUGGAGAGUGCCUCGUGAAUUUUAGAUUUAUUUACAGUGCGUAAUCUCCUAUGGGGAGAAGCUUGUUGGAAUCACUCAUGUGGCAAAAUCAGUGGCAUUAUAUGGCAUUAAGAAAAUGUCAACCAUCUUUACAUUUCUUUGAACAGUAAAUUUUGUGCAUUCAUUUGUAGUUGUGAUUGGUGUAUUUGCCCCACUUUAUACUCGAUUUUAAAAACUAUAGGUAACUGAUCAUAACUUCUAUGUAUCCGCUGCCCACUGUAUA
This is a messenger RNA of Acanthaster planci (crown-of-thorns starfish), 1257 nucleotides long. RefSeq names its product protein NipSnap homolog 3A-like. NCBI's taxonomy places the organism in Eukaryota, Metazoa, Echinodermata, Asteroidea, Valvatida, Acanthasteridae. The record is from RefSeq and is a predicted model, not a curated record. Gene Ontology annotation, cellular component: mitochondrion.